Messenger RNA from Hymenoscyphus albidus, 2622 nucleotides. The record is from the annotation of a GenBank genome assembly. NCBI's taxonomy places the organism in Eukaryota, Fungi, Ascomycota, Leotiomycetes, Helotiales, Helotiaceae.
AUGGAGCAAAGCAAAAUCAAAAAGACGGGUAAAGCCCGUAUCCCGGAUCACCUCCGUCGCCGUGCAUUGGUGAGUUGCGAUCGAUGCAAGAAGAGGCGAAUUCGGUGCAACCGUACUAAGGGUGCCGACGCCCAUGAUGCAUGUCAAACCUGCUUGGAGGUCGGUGCCAAGUGCGAGUCAACUCUUCCUCGAAAGACGAGAAUAUAUGGAAGUGUAGAGACACUAAGUGUUCGCUACCGUGUUCUUGAUGGUCUGAUCAAGGGCCUCUUUCCUUCACACGAUACCAGCAAUAUUGAGGAAUUGUACGCCAUCGCAGAGGCUAAUGACAUCACCCUGCCCACCUUUAGUGAGCAGUCUCUAGCAGAGGAAGUCUUCAGUACUCCUCCCUCAAAAGCGGUGUCAAAUUCACCCAGACCAUCUCACGAGAGUACAGCAAGUCCUGCAGCUCCAUCACGGGAAUUGGAGAGCUUGCAAGUGGAUAAAGAUGGAAAGGUUCUCGAGGAAAAGCUGGUUCCUAUGCCUAUUGUGAACGGUCCUUCACAUUAUAUCGGCCCAUCCAGCUCUUUUGGCUUCGUUCUAACGGUACGAAAUAUGGUCGCCGAGUUCAACGCUGUACUCAGAACCAUGCAACCUGACGACGAGGGCACCAAGAUCCGAAGCGAUUUCAGUGGUUCAACUUGGAGCAAAGCAUUAGAUCCUAUCAACAAGGAUGAAAGUGAUGAAUCUUCAGAUGGUGGACCAGAGAGAAUUCCUCGAGGCCCUCGGAAUCACAUGCAUCAGUCGCCAUUCAUCUCGAGUCCUAUCCGAAGCCCAAUAUCUGCAACCAGUAGAUCAAGAAAAGCGACGUUGCUUUCUUUUCUCCCUGAGAGGAGAGUCUGUGACGCUUUUGUUCAAGCGUACUUUGACAAAGUUCAUCCGAACUAUCUAUUAUUUCACAAAUCAACUUUUCAAAAUCGAUACGAGCUCAUGUGGAAUCAUCCCAACUUGUUGAUGCGAGAUGUCGAACCGGGCUGGAUUUGUUGUAUGUUUAUGAUGCUAGUUUUUGGUGCACAAACAUUGGAAUCGCAAAACGUACCGCACUCCGUUCAGAUUCAGAAACAUUAUCUGGAUCUUGUUCAGGCUAGAAUGCAUCAGUUAGUCAGUGCUACUACGUUGAUCAAUGUUCAGGCUUUACUCCUUCUCCAACUGUACCAACACAAUUGUACGGAACGAAAUAGCGCUUUUAUGCUAUUGGGAUGUGCAUCUAUCAUGGCCAUGGCCUUGGGAAUGCAUCGAGAAGGAACAUCCGGGGGAUUCAAUAAAUUGGAGCGUGAAGUCAGGAAGCGAGUUUGGUGGACUGCAUACUCUUUUGGGCAAUAUCAAUGCGCGAUCCUGGGCAGGCCAUGUGCAAUUGAUGACUCGGAGGUGAAUGUUCAGUUUCCUGACGAGAUUCUUCUGGAUGGAGGUGAAUCCGUUCCACAAGGAUACGUAGAGCAUUCCGUACGUCUUGCCAAGUUACUUUCGGAUGUUCGACGAAAGAUAUAUGCAUCUCCAAGUCACCCUACAGAACAAGGAGAUACACCAAAGAUUCCCGUUGCAGCACAAUUUCUUCACGACUUACAUACAUGGCAACAAAGUCUGCCUCCUCAAUUACGUUUAGAAUACCUCACUCAACAUCCGAGAUAUCGUCGUGCGAUAAUUCUAUUACAUAUCCAGUUCCACCAUGUCCAAUCCCUUGUCACCCGCCCUUUUAUUCUACGCAAAGUCGGCGUCCAACUCAAAAGAUACAUGGGGGGACAUGUUAACCGCUCCGUAGAUCUUGAUUCGGAAGAAUUAAAUUUAAGUCAUCUCUGUGGGGAAUUCUCCCUCAAAUCAGCUACCCUUCUCCAACAACUGCUCUCUGAUGGCUCCUUUGACGGUCGCGCCUGGUUGGAUGGUUAUUACGUCUACCACUCCGUCUUUAUCCUCUCUCUCGACUUCCUCGCUCGUCCGUGGCAAGACAAAGAUACAGACGAUGAUAUAACGCGGAAACAGGCCGUCCGAGAUGUGAUGAACGCCUUGGAAAAUGUCAAGUUAUGUCCUACAUUUACGAUACUAACACAAGUAGCUUUACAGCUCGCGAAAAUCGUGGGAAUCUUUGACGCAAGAUCUGAGCAGCAUGAUAGGGGAGAUGAAUUUAGACAGUACAUGGAGCAACAACAAGCAACCUUUACAUUCGAUUAUUCCCAAGACCCCACCACCACUGUCCCAGGACCAGGAAGCGGAAACGUCGUAGGUGGAUGGUACGCAAGGGGUCCUGUCGACCUCCCUUUUGAACUAAAAGACUUUUUCAACGGCGAAGGAUUCGGUAGUGUAACUAGCAAUGGCCUCCCUGCAUCUGGUGCUUUCACCGGUAUUGGCAAUGGAUUAACUGCAUCUCACGGUUUAGGCGUGAGUGGUGUAAAUGGUGUCGGCAUCGGAACGACCGCCGAGCAGCCGCAGCCAUUUACCGGCAUGCCACAUUUUGGACAUGCAUAUGUAAAUCAUAUUCCGCAGGUUAUCAGCGAGGAGGAGUUGAUUGCUACCGCGCCCCCGCCGGAAACUUAUACGCACUGGGGAGCGGGCGCGGAGAUGCUAAACGAGGGACGGUUAAGUAGAGGGUGA